Messenger RNA from Pocillopora meandrina, 2661 nucleotides. Lineage: Eukaryota; Metazoa; Cnidaria; Anthozoa; Scleractinia; Pocilloporidae. The record is from the annotation of a GenBank genome assembly.
AUGGACUUUCGUCAGCAUUUAUCAGAUUCCCUAAAUGAAAUAACUCAAUAUAUACAAGAAGGCGGAAAUCGUGGAGGUGAUUCAGAGAAUACUGUUUUAAGACUGGAGGUUCUUUACGAGGCAGCGUUGAUCAAUGGGGACAUUCCUUUAGAUGCGGUUGACUUAAUCAAUCAAGCUCGUACACACCUGAACGUAAACUUGCAUCAACAAGAGCCUUUUCGUGGGUAUGAAGCACCAGCAGUGAGUGAGGCAGGUCGCCGAGGAAGACCUAAGUUUGCGAUUUCCGAGAAGCAGCUGCUAUUUUUCAGAGGUAAGGAGGAAAAAGUGCUUUUACCAUUUUCACUUUUUCAGGUUGAAAAUUUGAAAUGAAAAUAAGGUAGACACAUUUGAAACUAUCCAUAUAUGCCCCAUAUGAAGUGAGUGCUUUUUUUUUCGAGUUGAUAGGUUUCGCCAAACCCCGUUUUUUGGUUAUUCAUAACAUCUUUAGUGAGUUCACCUUUUGAAGGUUUCAUUCAAUUUUCAGUGUAAACUAUCUACUCUCAAAGGACUGUGUUUUCUUUUAUGAACACUAGUUAUCUUUUUGUUAGAGAACAACUUCACGUAUAAAGACAUGGCUCUAAUGCUUGGGGUUAGCAAGCGAACUAUUGAAAACCGUAUGGCCGAGUACGAGUUGACGAACAAGUCCCGCUACAGUGACAUGGAGGACGAUUUCCUGGAUUCUUUAAUCCAGCGUAUCAUGACAAAUUUCCCUAGAUCGGGUAAGUAAGUCUUCAUAAAAAUCUUGAGGUUGUCGCCGGUCAUGUUCAGUCAAAAAAUAAAGAUUUUUUUGCCCUUAGCUUGGUAAAAAUAGUUUGAGAACCAGUACAUAAUGACGCAACAAUUUAUUCCUCUGGAACUAGACAUGAUAAACAUCUGAAUUGGGAAAUUUUCUCGUUUGCCUUUAUUUCUUUCAGAUUGCAUAAAUUAAUUAAACCUUUUCGGCCGAUACGCGUUAUUGCUUGAACACCUCAAGAAACGUAGACAUUAUCACACUUAGCAAACGCAAACAUGCUUCUUUUAGUAUAGACGUACACUCGAGACCGUUUCUGAAAAUCCCGUAUGCUGUUCUCUUCCAGUAUAUUGAUUCAAAACGUAAUCAACUUACAGGCAAGAGCUUUUAAGCCCGCCGUAGUGUUUACACAAAAUUUUGCAUAUCAGAAACACACUUUGUAUCCUCUAAACAGAGAAUUCAAGAAAGCACGACAAGUGGCAUUAACUUCACUACUGUGUCACAGGGUGCUUGAAAUUAAAACCCUUAUUUUUGUUGACAGGUUGCAAAACAAUCGAGGGUUACCUUGUUUCGCAAGGUGUACAUGUGCAGAGGUGGAGAAUAAGGAGUGCCAUAAAGAGAGUCGAUCCCAUUGGCAGGAGGCUAAGGUCUAUGAAUGCCAUCCGUAGACGAGUGUAUAACGUACGUUCCCCACUGGCCCUCUGGCAUAUGGACGGGAAUCACAAACUGAUACGGUAGCUGUCACUUAUCUCACUAUUUUGAUGACAUAAUUGUUGCUGUAAUUCAGGUCUCAAUAACUUUGCACCAUUUGUUUUAGGAGUAACCUCCCCCCCGCUCCCCCCUUCAUAUACUUUCGGUUUACCACUCUAUUCCUUCUCUUCUUAGAUGGCGAUUCGUGGUUCACGGCUGCAUUGACGGUUACAGUCGCUCCGUCGUUUAUCUUAAGUGCGAUACGAAUAACACGUCUGUCACAGCCUUGCGUCUCUUUGAGGGUGCGGUGUCUGAAUGGGGAUUGCCAUCACGAGUCAGGGGCGACAUGGGAGUUGAAAACAGAGACGUGGCACACUACAUGUUGAACCAUACAGCAAGAGGGCCCGGAAGAGGGAGUUACAUCACCGGACGAAGCGUGCACAACUCGCGUAUAGAAAGACUCUGGCGCGAUGUGUACCAGUUAGUCCUAUCCUCAUUUUACGACCUUUUCCUUUCUCUCGAAGCAUGCGGUCAGCUCGAUCCGGACAACGAAGGGCAUCUAUUUUGCCUUCACUUCACUUAUCUCCCAAUAAUCAACGAGGCCCUUUCAAAAUUUGUGCUAUCCUGGAAUAAUGACAAAAUACGUACUGCAGGAAACAAAAGUCCUUUACAACUGUUCAUACUAGGGAUGCAAGAAAUUGCGGAAGAAAGUGGUAUUGUGGCAUCAGAAUACUUUCAAAACCUUAGUCAGGUAAACGCAAUAAUGCAUAUGACAGACACAGUUCCCCAAGCAUUAAAGCCACACGGCUGAAUAAUCUCAAGUGGCCUCUACUAAAUAUUGAGUUUUAAUUAACCACCCCUUCAAUUUAAAUAUAGAUCACGAUCGAAACGAUGCUAAGAUUCCUUGCUUGCAAAGUUAAUUUAAGGCAGUCAUAACCAAUGCUUUGCGGUAUUUGAAUCUCCUUUCAACUAUAUUUCAGAGGGACUUGGAGGGAUACGGUGUGGAUCCUACGGCUUACUUUCAUGACGGCACAGAUGAUGCACUACAGAAUGAGGUUGUCGUCCCACCGACACGGUGUCCGUUAGAUGUUGAGUUGUUUACGAUUUUUGAGGCAAGCAUGUCAGAAGUCCAAGGCGAAGAUCCAUGGGACAUUACACCAUAUCUGCAUGCACUGGAAACGAUGAAUCGUCUGAAAACCUAG